GUUAAAAUGAAGAGGAAAUAUAGAAAAUUAAUUUGUUAUAGAAAGAGGAUUGCAAGUGUCAGUUUAUCUCACAAACCCUAAUUUUUUAUCCCGCCGGAGGAGGGAGAAGAAGAGACUCAAAAUCAAUCAGUAGAAAAAAGAUUUAACAAGCACAAUGUUGGAAAAUGAAGCAUAUCUUAGCAAGACCACACACCUUCCAAGGAAGCGUUUCUUUCGAGCACGAGCCCACAGCAACCCAUUGAGUGAUUCCCAUUUCCCAGUUCCAAUUUCUCCUUCUCAUGUUGACUACUCCCUUCACUAUCCUCAGCUAGUUGUAUCGUCUGAUACAACUAGUUCAAAAAAGGUCGAGUUUGCUGACAUCGGUUGUGGUUUCGGAGGACUUUUAAUUAGUUUGGCAACUCUUUUUCCUGAGACAUUGAUGAUAGGAAUGGAACUGCGAGACAAAGUGACAGAGUAUGUUAAGGAACGUAUUUUAGCUCUGAGGAAGGCUAACCCUGGUCAGUACCAGAAUGUGUCGGUAGUUAGGACCAAUUCCAUGAAAUACAUCCCAAACUACUUUCAAAAAGCCCAACUCUCAAAGAUGUUUUUCCUUUUUCCUGACCCUCACUUCAAAGAGAAGAAUCAUCGCCGUCGUGUGAUCAGUCCUUACUUGCUAGAUGAAUAUGCAUAUGCUCUUCGAGUUGGUGGUAUUAUAUACACAAUAACAGAUGUGGAAGAACUUGGAGAAUGGAUGAACUCGUGUUUGGCAGGGCAUCCUAUGUUUGAAGCUCUUACGCAGAAAGAACUCGAAGCUGAUCCAGUGGUAAAGCUACUGAGCUCGGCAACUGAGGAAGGGCAAAAGGUUUCACGAAACGGGGGACAAACAUUUCAAGCAAUAUAUAGACGCAUUACACCUAUAAGCUAGAAAUAAUCAUUUGAAAGAUCAAGGUCAAUUUACAUGGCUGUUAUGAACACCUUGUGAUGUGGCACUAGAUUGAUAUUUUACCCAUCUUUGGGGUUUUUUUUGUUAAGUUAUCUUCUUGUUUCAUUCUUGCCGCCAUAUGACUUAGGCGGAUAAGAUAAUGUUUUGUAAUCUUUGUUUACUAUUAUAAACUCUGAUAUUUACUUUCAAAACUCUUGGCGAAAA
Daucus carota subsp. sativus is the source of this 1126-nucleotide messenger RNA. Its product is annotated as tRNA (guanine-N(7)-)-methyltransferase. Lineage: Eukaryota; Viridiplantae; Streptophyta; Magnoliopsida; Apiales; Apiaceae. The record is from RefSeq and is a predicted model, not a curated record. Bases 155 to 904 code for a protein of 249 amino acids. Gene Ontology annotation, molecular function: tRNA (guanine(46)-N7)-methyltransferase activity. Gene Ontology annotation, biological process: tRNA methylation; RNA (guanine-N7)-methylation. The transcript is spliced from 2 exons. Gene Ontology annotation, cellular component: tRNA methyltransferase complex.